Molecule: messenger RNA, 654 nt
Organism: Armigeres subalbatus
Lineage: Eukaryota; Metazoa; Arthropoda; Insecta; Diptera; Culicidae
Exons: 1
Coding region: 1-627 (208 amino acids)
Source: RefSeq, a predicted model, not a curated record
AUGGAAAACGUUGGAGGCGCCGGACAAGUGGAGCAUGAAAUCGGUGAGUGUAUCGCCGCGCAGGACUGGAAGAAAGUGAUCGACCAAGGUCAGGCGUUGCCGUUCGAAACCCGGGUGAAAUACCUCUGGUUAUGGCCACUACAGAGCGACCUCGAGCGGAUAGAAGAGAGCUUGCAUCGAUUUGGGAUUACGCGAAUAUUAAGUAUCGGUUGCGGGACCGGACUGUUGGAGUGGUUGAUCACGGUUGCGACGGGUAUUGCAGUGGCAGGCGUUGAAAAGGACGAAAAGUGGUGGCGAUCGAAGUAUGCGACCAGAACGUACAUCCCCAUGGUUUUCGCUGAAGCGCUUCGAACGAGCGCCACCGCCACCGAGAGCCAAGGUCAUCAAACAACGUGGCAGGCCAUGAUGUUUUGCUACUUCAACGACGGUGACGCUUUUCGCGAGUAUGUGAAAAAUUUCGACGGUCACUAUGUGAUAAUUGCGGGGCCAGAAGAAGGGAGUGGGGUUAUUACGAACCCAUUACCAUUUGGGGCUCGCUUUCCGGCCGAUCAGGAGUGGGAAAUGGUGCACAGCAUUCCGGUGGGAAGUGAAAAUUUGAAUCAUUUUGUGAUCUAUCAACGACGGUGAAAUAAAUUUAUACAAUUUUGUAUUGAA